AUGGUUGUGAAAGCUGCUGGUCUAGUGAUAUAUCGGAAACUCGCUGGAAAAAUUGAAUUCCUUUUGCUUCAAGCGUCGUAUCCACCACAUCAUUGGACACCUCCAAAGGGGCACGUGGAUCCAGGAGAGGAUGAAUGGCAAGCAGCCAUUCGAGAAACUAAAGAAGAGGCGAAUAUCAACAAAGAACAACUGACAAUACACGAGGAUUGUCAUGAAACACUUUAUUAUGAGGCAAAGGGAAAACCAAAAUCAGUCAAGUAUUGGUUGGCUCUUUUGAAUAAUCCAGAUGACGUUUCUCUAUCUCAUGAACAUCAGAAUUGGAAAUGGUGUGAACUCGAAGAUGCUGUCAAGAUUGCCGAUUACGCAGAAAUGGGAAGUCUUCUUCGCAAGUUCUCAGGAUUUCUUAACACUAGUCGUUGA
Molecule: messenger RNA, 420 nt
Organism: Caenorhabditis remanei
Lineage: Eukaryota; Metazoa; Nematoda; Chromadorea; Rhabditida; Rhabditidae
Exons: 2
Coding region: 1-420 (139 amino acids)
Biological process (GO): ATP biosynthetic process; AMP biosynthetic process
Molecular function (GO): bis(5'-nucleosyl)-tetraphosphatase (asymmetrical) activity
Source: RefSeq, a predicted model, not a curated record